UCUGGCCACGAGGUACAAAAGCACGACGCCAUUACGGCUUGAUUUUUCGCAAGACUAGCCGAGUGCGGGAACAUUAUUUUCCACGACUCAAAACCUAAUCGCGCAUCGUCGCAACGAAGAACUUGACCGCGGCGGCGUUGAAGAGGACCCCUCGGUCCUGAUGUCGAAUCCGUCGUCACCGCCGGCGUAGGAUCUGAAAAGCUCGGCGAACGACAGCUCAUCCAGGGGACGAGACAUGUCUUCUCGUCCGUUCAGAGGAGGCCGCAGAGGCCGUGGCGGUGGCUUUAUUCCAAGGGGCCAGUUUCGUGGUCGUGGCCGAGGUUUUCGCGGACAACCGUACGAACCUAGGGGCAGGGGUCGGGGUAGGGGCAACUACAACAAGCGGUUCGACGACGACAGAUCGUCGGGCCGGUACAAGUCGGAACGCUACUACCCGUCAGCCAGGUCUAGGACGCGGUCUCGGUCGAGAUCGAGAUCGUAUUCGCGCUCGAGCUCUCGGUCUCGGUCUAGGUCCAGGACUAGGAGCCGGUCUAGGUCGCGGGAAGUCACCAGGGCAAGGAAGAUGCCGACAAAGAAAGAACUGCAGAACGUUGUCAAGAAUGUGAGCGAGGUCAUAUCUAAAGAGCGAAAGGAAGCCAAGCGGGAGCCCCCUCCAAACCCCACGCCGAGCAACCGAAGGUACUAUAAUCAAGAACCGCCGCAGCAGCAGCAACAACAGCAACAGCAGCAGCAACAAGGGGGAGGCAGCCAUCGGAACUCGAGUCCUCCUCCAGGGGGUGGAGUCGGGGGAGGAGACAAUCCUUUCUCUCGAGACUUCGACGACAGGGACUCGCCCCCACCCGAGCCUAAGACGCCGCGCCGCACGCAAGCACCCAUGACACCGCAUCGCACGCAAGCACCGCAGACGCCGGGAGGUAGUUUCAGGUCUCAGCUGCUAGAGAUGGCUAUGAAGGAAAAGCAGAAACUGGGGCUGGACAAGCUGGACUCCCCGCGGUCGAGCUCCUUGGCGCUCAAGGCCAUCCAGGGCUACUCGGAGGAAGCGCGCUCUCCGGAAAACUCGGACCCCGACGACUCACACUCCAGAGACCUGUACGAUGACCUGCCAAAGCCCUUAUUUCCCAUCUCGGGCAAGGACGGUCCUGGCGCCAGGAAGCAGCAGCAGCAUCACGCCGGCUCCGGCGGGAACAAGAAGUUCACGGCUUCGUUCCAGCCCCUGGACGAGCCACGCAAGAAGGUGGCAGACGACAUCUUCCCGGGGGUGGACGAGUUCGAUCCGCGGCUGGACACGCGGUCCCCGCUGCGUUCGGAUUCCCGGUCGGAUUCGCGUUUCGACCACCGCCCGGAAAUGCACUCCGACUACCGCUCGGAGGUCAGGCCGCCGUCGAACUCCAGGCAUGACAACAGCCGGUCGGACCUCAGGUACAGGGGAGACGAGACAAGGGGUCAGCAGAGGCAGCAGCAGCAGCAGCAGCAGACGGUCACCAUCCCCGGACUGGGAAUCGACGAGAACAUAGACGACGAGGAUGCCUUUCUCUACGGAGACACUGAGUUCCUGCACGGUCCAUCGGGUCACGGUCCCUCGGGGCACGGUUCUUCGAGCCGCAAGCCGUCGAUGGAUGACUUCCUUGAAGAGGAUCGGAUGCAAGAGCAGCAGCGGCGGCACGAAGCACAACAACAGCGGCACGAAGUGCAACAGCAGCGGCAUGAAGUGCAACAGCAGCAAUCCCGGCCAUCGGAGCGAGACUCUUGGCUGUCCUCGCAGCAGCAACAGAAGCCACGGUACCGCGACACUCCGCCGGCAGCCGACGAGUCGGCCUUGACCAUCGACCUCAAUCUCCAGUUCGACCGCCGCGGCAAGUCGGUGGCAGAGGGGCGACUCGCCGCAGAGAAGAUGGCGGCCUUCAGAGAUGGCGGGGGAAGGACGGGGCUCGCGGAGGCGGGGCCGCAGCGGAGGGCGCCGCCUCCCUCCACCUUCGACGACGACCUCCUGUUUGCGCAAGCACGCAGGUCAAUGCCGCGCCGGCGGACGCCCUCACCGAGCAUCAGCCCGCCCCCGCCGGUCCGUGCGCAGCCCAAGCCCGCCCCAUCGAGGGCAGCGGCCACGGCCGGUCCGACGUCCAUCGAGCAGAUGAAGCAGGAACUGAUGCAGCUGAAGAUGAUGCUGAGCAAGGAGAAGGCGGCAGCCGCCGCCGCUCACUCGGGGGAGGAUGCGUACGAGCAGCGUAAGCGGCUGAGGAGUCCGUCGCAGGAAGGGUCGUAUGGGAGGGCGCGGAGCCCGAGCCCGGCGAAGCGGAGACGAGAGAGCUAUUCGCCGCCACCGUCGUACCGGCGCGGCCAUUCCCCACCCUCGCACCGGAACCGGAGUCCAAUCGACCGGUACCGUCACCCGUCGCCGCCGUCCUCAUCAUACCGUCGCGAGCGGCGCGAGAGCCCGUAUUACCGCGGUGGUGCGACGCCGUCGCGGAGCCGCUACUCGCGGUCUCCUGGCAACAGUCGCUCGCCGGCGUCGGACCGUUCUUCGGGGCGCCGCAACUGGUCCCCGAGCCCGCCGCGCCGCUCCCGGCGCACUGGAGGCGCAGGGGGCCGUACGCCGCGCUACCGCGAGAGCCCGCGGAGGGAUGAGGCACCCUCACCCGUGGGCCCGCCCCCGCAGGCCUACUUCCAGGAGGCCGUCCCGCCCGCCCAGCCGCCGCCCUACUACGAGGCCCCGCCCCUGGCCCCGCCUCCGAACCUGUCAGUCCCACCCCCCAACUUCAACAUGGCGGCCGCGGCGGCGGCGCCACCUUACUUCGGGUACCAGCAGCAGGCGGCGCCACCCGGAGCGAGCUUCCCAUACCCGCCGCCGCCCAACGUGGCGCCGGUGGUGUCGACGGCCGCGCGGUCGAACCUCCGCAUGGUACCGCUGCAGGGUGCGGUGCCGAUCGUGACCCCGGUGAAGGAGGAGUCCGUGGAGGCCGUGAAGCAGGAGGCGGGGGACGCAAAGCCUCCGAAGGGGGUCCAGCUCACGAAGACGGGGGUGACCCAGGAGGAGAUCGAUCACUACCUACGACUGGUGGAGCAGAAGGAUGGCUACCGGGAAAGGAUGACCAUGCUGAAGCAGGAGCUGGUGCGGCUGGGCAAGAUACAGAACGACAUCAUGAGGCGGCGGCAGCAUGAAAGGGACGGCCACCGGGAUCCAUUCCUGCUGGAGAGCAGCAGCAUGUAUGAGGACGUCAAGAAGCAGGUGAUGGACGUCACGUCAAGCGUGGAGGAGAUCUCCCGCAAGAUUUUCAAGGUCACCCAGAAGGUCAAGCUGGAGGCCCUCAACUACAAGAGGAGGCUCGAGGAAGAGGCCCAAGCAGCAGAGAGCCCGGACACAGCCGGGAUCAAGUUCAUCUACGAAGACACACAGGAGCACUGGUGUCAGCCAUGCAACAUGGUGAUGCAUUCAGUCAACGACAUGUUCAAGCAUCUUCACUCCCCCAAACACAAGGAGACCAUCCCGGCACACGAACGACCUUGGGCCGACCUUGAGAAGCCGGAACCCAUCUGCAAGCCGUACAAGAGGACCAUUGUCGCCACCGUCAAAGGCGUCCAGUUCAUGGUCGGCAUGUCCGGCUACUACUGCAAGCUGUGCAAGGUGAUGAGUGGCGACUCUGCCAUGGCACGGAAUCACCUGCACAGUGUCGAGCAUAACCAGAACUACACGAAAUACACGCUGCUGAACCCGUACUAUGAACGCCGUUGGAAGAUCGAGCGCGACAUGGCGAUUGGCAGCGCGGUCAAGGACGAGAAGGACAAGGAGAAAAAGGACAAGGAGAAGGAAAAAGACAAGGACAAGGACAAGGAAAAGGACAAGCGGCGACAGCGCUCCAAGUCUAGGUCUAAGUCUCCCGCCACGUCGGAUCACUCCUCCUCAAAAAAGUCCUCGGGGAGCUCUUCAAAGAAGAAAAAGGAGGAGCAAGACAAGAUCCGACGGAAGAGCGAGGAACUGCUCCGCGCGGAGCGGGAAAGCAACCGUUCCGUCAAAGAACUCGACGACGAAGACAUGUCGUCCUCGGCGAAGGACGCGCCGCCUGCCACCAAGGCACCCGAGAAGACUGGCGGCAUCAAGCUGAAGCUGCUGAAGGGACAGAAGACGCAGAAACCUGUCAAAGCGACGCCCGUCGUCAUCAUCGGGAAGGCGCCGUGCUUCAGGCCCUCGUUCCUGUCGGGCAAGGCGAAGCCGACAACAGCGGCUUCGGCCAAGACGGAGGAGAAGCCAUACGGUCCGGCUCUGCCCCCGGACCUGGCUGCGGCUACGUCGGAGGCCGCAGCCGAAGCUGCGGCCAAGGCGGCGGCUCUGGUGGCGGAAGCCAAGAAGAACGAAGUCCUGGAGAUUCCGUUGCCCGUGCCGCCUGCUAAGGUGGUCGCUCCCAAAACCUCUUUUGCCACCGUGACGACCGUGAGCGCAGCGGUGCCGACGUCUGCCAUGCCCGCCCUAGUGGCCACGACGCAGAAGCAGCCGCUGAGGGUCGGAGUCGUGAGGAAGAAGUCGUUGCUGGGACCGGGUCCAGGCCUGACCGAAGAAGACAUGGACCUCAAGCUUCUUGGCAUCGAGCGCGACGACAUCAAGCCCAUUGCACCGGUGAUACCGCCGCCCGUCUACUCGGCCGUCCAGCUGCCCAACCUGUCCGUGCCGCCGCCCAUGUUUACCGUGCCCCCGCCUCCGAUCUGCACGAGCUUUCCGCCGCCGACCUACAUCCCGCCACCCCCGCUGUCCGCUAUGGUACAUGCAACUGCUCAGUCAGUUGGCAGUGGUGGUGCACUUGUGGCACAGUAUGACCCUACAAGGCCGCCUCCGAUUGCUGGGAACAUGAGAGGCCUCAUAAACACCACCCCAGUUGCAUGUCCACCUGUCGCCGCCAUGCCUGCCUUGCUGCAGCCACCUCCUCCUCCACCCCCAGAAGAACCAGAACCGACAAUGUUUGCGGCGCCGGUUGCAGUGCCGGUUGCAGCGCCUGUUGCAGCGCCUGUUGCAGCACCUGUUGCAGCACCGGCUGCAGUGCCGGUUGCAGCACCGGUUGUGUCACCAGUUGUUGCACCAGUUGCAGCAUUGAACGUUGAGGCAGUUCUCAUGGACUUGGAUGAAGAGAGCACCGUUAAAACCAGCGUAGCCAGCAUUGUACCGCCAAAGGAGCAGGCAUCUGUGAAAAUCGAUGCCACUCUAGAGACAUCUGGAGUGGCUAAUGAGAAAACUGAGGCAGUAAUGUCACCUCAAACCCCUGAGAGUGGAACUGUCCAUGCAUUGGGAGUAGUCGAAGUGCAGACUGGAAGUGCAAGCAUGGUGACUUCUCAGCCACCUGUUGUUGAGAGCAUUGAGACACCAGCCAGGACUGAAGUGCAGCAUGAGACUAUUGAGCCACUCAAGAAUGGUGAAAGUGAAGAAAGGUUGCCGACAUUGGAAGCGGCUCAACUGAAGACUGGAGGUACUGACUCUUCCUCAAGUGUGACAACAGAUGAACCUUUUGCUGCUGAAGGCAUCCAGAUACCCUCAGUGGAUCAAGUCCAAUCUGAAAUUGCUCAGUUACCCAAGGGUACUGGAGGCACAGCUGUACAGCCAUCACAAGCCUUUCCAAUGGAAACGUCUGACUCGUGUGCAAUCUCAACAACUGGUCAGCUGCCUGCUGAAGAAACUGUCCAGGAAUCUUCAAUAACCGAGGCCCAGCCAGAGACCCAGGUACCCGUAAGUACGGAGAGUGACACUGCGCAGACAACAGUAGUGGCACCGAUGCAGACUGAAAAUGUUGACUCAUCUGCAUGUAAGCCUCUUAAUCAGCCACUUGUUGACAGUGGACAAACAUUGCUGGUUCAAGGACAACCUGAGAGUACUCAGUCAAUUCCAGUUACUGAAAGCACAACAUUGCACUCAUUGCAUGUCCAGGUGAAGGCUGGAAGGGCCGAAGCAUCUGCAGGCACUGUGUCUGACCAAUCAGCUACAACUGCAGGCAACCAAGCAUCAGCAGUAGCCCCAGUGCACUCAUUGCAUGCUAAGAUACUUCCGAGUGACUCAAGUGUUAAGGUCCAGGCACCAGAAGUCUGUCAGACUCCUUCUGAAAAUGCUGCAUCAGUCGAAAACGAGAGCAAGACAGCCCUAUCAUCGGAAGAGGCUCAAGACCAGUCAGAAGACGACUUACCACUGGCAAGCUUGGCAAUACGUCAGUUAGCUGCCCUUCAAGCCGCAGCUAUUCAGGCAUCAGAACCAGUGGAAGUGCAGCCUGAAAGUCCAAAGGCAUUUACAACUACAGUUAAGGAUAAAUCCUUGACCAGCACAACUGCUGUAACUAAGCCCACCCUAGAACUGGCUCCAGUGCAGCCUGAAAGUGCGGAUUCACAUGUGGUUACAAUUAUUAACCACUCAUCUGCAUGCAAAAGUUUACCUGUGCCGCUGCAGGAGCCAGAAAUAACACAGAAGCAUCCAGAAGGGGUAGAGUCCAGCCAAGUUUCAGCGGAAGCUCAGUCUUCUGUCAUAAGUGAGGUAAUGCCUGACGGCUUGAACUCGAAUGUGAUUCCGCAUCAACCAAGAAGUGAGGAAUUGUUAACAAGUGCUGCCCAAGAUCAGCUAUCUCCCUGUGAAACUGUGCAACCUACUCCUCAAAUAACCGAGAUGGCACAAACACAGCCAACAUGUUCUCAGGUGCCCUCUGAGGUCACUCAAGUGCAACAGCCUGAAAGUGUGCAUUUGGUAGCUACCACGAAAAUGGCUCCAACACACAAUGUUGUAGCCACUGAAGCUACAUUUUUUGAUCCCCAGCCCUCAUCCCCUUCUGUGAUGAAGAUUUUGUCAGAGCAAGAGGUCGUACAAAGGCCAAUUACACAGUUGGCUGCACAGUCACAAACUGAUGUGACCCCGACAUCCAUGGGAACAACAUGUGAUAAUGAUGCAGCAAGUGCAGUUCAGCAGAUGACAAGUUCAGAACCCACGGAAGUGGGCUCGGUGGCCCAGAGCAUUAAUCCUACCUCGGAACAUGAUGAUACCAGCUGGGAGGCAGAAGACGUACCAAGACAGAAGCCCGAUGAAGCUAGGGCUGACAUAGCAAGUUUGGAUACUCAGAAUGCCAGCCAAACCCUAGCACUUGAGCAAGAAAGAAAAGUCCCCGAGGCAGACGGAAAGAGUGUACAAAGUUCAGCGAUGAAGCAAGUAGCUUCGUCAUCAGUGAUGGGGGAUCCCUUUCAGCUUGGCUUUCAAGUGGACAGCACCAGUUCACAAGAAUGCAGAAGUCCUACCCUAGUCCCGACAUCCGAUAGCUUAAGCACAGCUUCUGCAGGCAUUGCCCCAAAUACAGGUGCGGCGAGUGACAUCCAGGCUUCGGUUGCUGAGGGGUCCGGCUCUUUUGAAGAGGCUCCCUGCUUCUCCAUCAUAAACGUGGUCAGCUUGGCCCCCGGUUCAUUGGCCGCAGGUUCGGAAGACUACUCCACAAUCACCGAGGACCUCUCAAUGACAUCCGAGAACAUCACAGAAGACAUGGGCCUCACAGCAGGCACAAACACAGCCCUCAAGUCACAUCCGUGGUCGGAUUUCAGUACGGACGAUCGAGUGGUCCCCAGCACAGGGCAGGCAUCGAGAGCGCUGACCGCCGAAAAACGUCGGUUUGGUUCGGCCGCUGAAGAAGAUUGUUCGGUGCCUGUCAUCACGACCUUGGGCCUUGACAGUCUUCUGGACGACUGUUCCGACUGGAAGAGCGCCAUCCUGGAAGUCACCGAAGGCCCGCUGGACGACAACAUCACGGGGGGUUGCCUCUUUAACGACGACUCUGUUUCAGCGGAUCCGCUGGCGAAGACAGAGUCUGUUCUGCUGAGUGCAGGCGCAAACAAGAUGGACGACGAGGCGUGGCCAACCGGGGCCCAGACGUCCAACUUGGGCAAAGCGACAGUGGAAGAUGCGUUGCUCGGCGCUGGGGAUCCAGUGACCGAGGAUGCCAAAGACGAGUUGGAGGAUAACAGAAUCCAGGACAUGGAGUUUGCAGUGCUUGACGAGUGCUCCGACGAAGCUCAGGCCGACGAAGCCCCUGCUAACGAAGACGAUGACAUCAUAGUGAUGGACCAAGCUUGAACAGCUGUGGAGACAAAAGGACAUUGUUGUGUUUUAUUUGGCCCUUUGUUUUUUUUUUCUUUUGUUUUUGUUUUGUCUUAUCCUAGUGGCAACGACGUCUAUUCUCGUGUUUUCCCACCCGUUUUACCUGGCAUUUUCGUGCCAUCCAGGUGUCGUGCAUAACCAACAUUCUUCUUUUUUUCUCUCCCAUGUCAUGACUAUCAGAGCACUGUGUAUCUUUGAAGAAAAAAAAGAUGUGGAUUGAUAUUUGUGUUUUCUUGUAGGGUUGGGCUGUGUGUCAACUUGCUAUAAGAGAAUUUUUUUGGCUCUGUUUGCUUCUUUGUCAAUGUAUCCGGCAUCCCAACGUUCCGAAUAAAGUAAAAAGAAAUUUGGUCUC
This is a messenger RNA of Ixodes scapularis (black-legged tick), 8447 nucleotides long. RefSeq names its product zinc finger protein 318. The transcript is spliced from 12 exons. Gene Ontology annotation, biological process: positive regulation of DNA-templated transcription; negative regulation of DNA-templated transcription. Lineage: Eukaryota; Metazoa; Arthropoda; Arachnida; Ixodida; Ixodidae. Gene Ontology annotation, cellular component: nucleoplasm. Gene Ontology annotation, molecular function: nucleic acid binding; zinc ion binding. The record is from RefSeq and is a predicted model, not a curated record. The coding region runs from base 236 to 8071 and encodes 2611 amino acids.